GUAGCAAGCCCGCGGUGCGAACAUUCUGUGGACUCAGCUGCUCCUUGCUUCGAAAAAGUCGCAGAGAUUUUUAUUGCCACCUAGGCUGGCAGGACCUAUUUCUCUCUGGAUAUUACUUACUCAGAGUGCGUGUUUUUGGCAGCAUUAACAUUUUCAACGCAAACGGAACAUUUUCCCUUAUUGCCUCCGUUGAACACACGGUCGCCAAAAUGCCGCUAAAUUCAAGUUUGGCGAGUAAAAACUACGACUACGAUUAUGACAUGGUUCAGCCGUACUUCUAUUUUGAAAACGAUGAGGAUUUCUAUCACCAGCAACAAGGACAGCUUCAACCGCCCGCUCCAAGUGAGGACAUUUGGAAGAAAUUCGAACUGCUGCCCACUCCGCCUCUGUCACCAAGCCGACGACCCUCGCUCUCCAGUUUCUACCCCUCAACAGCAGACCAGCUAGAGAUGGUGUCAGAGUUUCUAGGGGACGACGUUGUCAACCAGAGUUUUAUCUGCGACGCAGACAGCUCCAAGUCUAUCAUUAUACAGGACUGCAUGUGGAGCGGCUUUUCUGCUGCAGCCAAGUUGGAGAAAGUGGUUUCUGAAAGACUUGCAUCGCUCCAGGCUGCUAGGAGAGAAUCUUCAUCAAGCGACAGCACGGAUAGCAGCCGGUUGAAUGCGAACUAUUUGCAAGACCUGAACACCUCUGCUUCGGAAUGCAUCGAUCCUUCGGUGGUCUUUCCUUAUCCCCUGGCCGAAAAUCCCAAACCCAGCAAGGUGACACAGUUGACAAUCAUGUCAAUGGAAACUCCUCCCAACAGCGGUAGUAGCAGCGGUAGUGAUUCAGAGGAUGAGGACGAGGAUGAGGAAGAGGAGGAAGAUGAUGAGGAUGACGAAGAUGAUGAUGAAGAAGAGGAGGAGAUUGAUGUAGUGACCGUGGAGAGGAGGCAAGCUGUGAGGCGGAGCGACUCUGACCCCUCAAACUUGCGCCAGCACAGCCCCCUGGUGCUCAAGCGGUGCCAUGUCUCCACCCAUCAGCACAACUACGCCGCCCCGCCCUCCACCCGUCACGAGCAGCCCGCUGUCAAGCGCUUGCGCCUGGAGCCGGUCACUGCCAGCAACAGCAGCCGUCCCGGGAGGCAAUCGGGUGGCAGCCGCAAGUGCUCGAGUCCACGGACAUCAGACUCUGAGGACAAUGACAAGCGCAGGACUCACAACGUGCUGGAGCGCCAGCGGCGCAACGAACUCAAGAUGAGCUUUUUCGCUCUGCGGGACGAGAUCCCUGAGGUAGCCAACAACGAGAAGGCUGCCAAGGUGGUGAUCCUUAAGAAGGCCACAGAAUGCAUCUUUAGCAUGCAGUCAGAUGAGCAGAGGCUCCUGUCACUUAAAGAACAGCUGAGGAGGAAAAGUGAACAGUUGAGACUAAGGCUGGAACAGCUACGGAACUCUCAUGUAUGAAGUCUGACCUGAGGAAAUAUCAAAACAAGAGACAUUUAAAUGUUCGGCUUUUUUAUGCAAGACUGUUGCUCUGUAUAGUUGACGUUGCAUGCAAAUGCAAUUUUUUUUUAAUCUUGUCUGAUUUACAUGUUCAACUGCCACAAAGUUUUAAAAGUGGCAAAAUUUAAUAAUUUGUAUUUAAGUCAUUUAUUUUUAUUAAUAAAAUAUAAAAAAUAAGGCUGCUAAUUGUGUAGACCUUGAAAAUAAAUACUCAGUUUUGUAUUUUUUUUUUUUUUUUGUAUAUAACGAAUUUAAUAUUUCAUAAGAAGUGUAUUUUUUUUUGGUCUUGAUUGUGCGAGUGUUCAAACUUUGUUUCACUAU
Messenger RNA from Alosa alosa (allis shad), 1802 nucleotides. RefSeq names its product MYC proto-oncogene, bHLH transcription factor a (gene myca). Bases 210 to 1442 code for a protein of 410 amino acids. The record is from RefSeq and is a predicted model, not a curated record. The transcript has 3 exons. Gene Ontology annotation, molecular function: protein dimerization activity; DNA-binding transcription factor activity, RNA polymerase II-specific; RNA polymerase II cis-regulatory region sequence-specific DNA binding. Gene Ontology annotation, biological process: positive regulation of cell population proliferation; regulation of transcription by RNA polymerase II. Lineage: Eukaryota; Metazoa; Chordata; Actinopteri; Clupeiformes; Clupeidae.